AACUAUAAAAGAGCGUACUGUCCCUCUCUGCCUCUCUCACACAGUCGGUGUGCUUGCUGGAAGGGACAGUCCAGAGGAAACUGGGAUUUAAACUGUCUACACCACCUGCCUUCUGCUUGGGAAAUUCCAAUAGAGACUUUGGAAGAACAUCUUGAAAGAAGCACUUCUCACCAAAGCAUUUAGCUGUAAUCUGUCAAAAACUCAUUAAUUUCAUUAGAUCUGCAACAGAAGUUGACUUUAGUGUCCAACAACAUAUCGCAGAAACCAUGAGCAGCAACUACAGCGUCAUUCUGUUGGGCCCCGCCCCCUGGGGCUUCAGGCUGCAAGGAGGAAAGGACUUCAACAUGCCCCUCACCAUCUCGAGGCUGACGAACGAUGGGAAGGCAGCUAAAGGCGGCAUAGCUGUUGGAGACGUUGUGCUUUCUAUUGAUGGGAUCUCUACAGAUGGCAUGAACCACCUGGAGGCCCAGAACAAAAUCAAGAACUGCUCCAGCAACCUCAGCCUUACCCUGCAGAAGGCCUCCAGUGUUCAGAAACCACCUCCCGUGACACCUAAGGACGACAGAUUAGACAUCAUAAAACCAGUCGCCAUUACCCACCCAGCUCCUCCACCCCACCCCCACCCACACUGUUCUGUCUCCUACAACAAGGCCCCCAGACCCUAUAGAGGUUGCAGCUCUGACAGCCAGUACUCUCCAUCACGGUCACUUUUAGCCACAGCCAUCCCCUCUCCAUCCUCAGCAUUCACUUCUGCAUCGUCCCGAGCCAGUCCUCCUGCCGACCCUCCUCUUUCUCCCCCUUUGGUUUCUUAUCCAUCCUCUGCCUCGUCCUCCCCCCCUGUCCUUGUCCCACCUCAACCAUCCGUGUAUAACACACCAAUCAACCUCUACUCCACUGAAAAUGCAUGUGAAGUGGCCAUGGGCCAGAGGCGGGGCCUAUUGGAGAGUCAGAACAAAAACUUACCACUUCAGUUUAAUGGAGCUCCCAGGAAACAUAUUGUGGACACAGACAUCCAUUUUUACCAUGUACCUUCUCACGGGGACGCAAGCAGAAAGCGGAUAAUGGAGGACACAGAAGACUGGCGGCCACGCUCAGGCACCACCCAAUCGAGAUCCUUUAGGAUCCUGGCUCAGAUAACAGGCACCGAGAGCGCUCAAAAAGAGGAAGAUGAUUCAGCCAAGAAGAAUAAUGGGCAGAGUGAGGAGCCAGAGCUGAACUCUCAUGAGUGUGCUGUUGUGAAGACUAUGAUCAAAAGACCUCCUCCAACCCGGAUUCAAUCAGGCCACAGUCCACACACAGGUUUGAUUACUCCAACCUUUGGGAUAAAAGGUAAUGAGGUCCAAAGGGGUCCCGUCCCAGCCCGACCUGUGCCUCAGCCUCACCCCAAAGACGAGGACUCCCUGGUCCAGAUGGCAGAACAUAUCCCUGCUGGAACUCGAACUCCCAUGUGUGCCCACUGUAACAUUGUGAUCAGGGGGCCGUUUUUGGUAGCGAUGGGAAAAUCAUGGCAUAAGGAGGAAUUUAACUGUGCUUACUGCCGCACGUCUCUGGCAGACAUAGGCUUUGUGGAAGAGAAUGGAUGUGUGUACUGUGAGCACUGCUAUGAAGAGUUCUUUGCUCCAACAUGCAGCCGCUGCCAGGCCAAAAUACUGGGGGAGGUGAUAAAUGCCCUAAAACAGACUUGGCAUGUCUACUGCUUCUUGUGCGUCACCUGUCAGCAGCCGAUCAGGAACAACACCUUCCACCUGGAGGAUGGAGAGCCUUACUGUGAGCAGGACUAUUACAGUUUGUUUGGGACCAGCUGUCAUGGCUGCGACUUUCCCAUUGAGGCUGGGGAUACGUUCCUGGAGGCGCUUGGUUACACUUGGCAUGACACCUGCUUUGUUUGUGCUGUGUGCUGUUCCACACUGGAGGGUCAGACGUUCUAUUCAAGAAAAGACAAACCUCUUUGCAAGAAACAUGCCAAUACACUUAAAAUAUGAAUCCUGGACCUUCAUGUCCUCUCUGCUGCCAUCUUCUUUCUUGCAGGAGAGACUCCUAUAAGGCUUAGCUUAAGUAAGAAUAGUAGUUGAGCAUUAGUCAUUCCUGCAUGUUGGCGCAUUGUCCUUUGCUAAAAAGAACAAGGCUUUUAGGUUGAUUCUGAAUCUCCAUUUUUGACUAUUCUUUUUUUUUACAGAAGAAUGACAGAGCUCUUGAAAUAUAUAUUAUAUGCUUAAUGGAUUUAAUGCACUCAUCCGUAGGACAGUUUGACUGUUGAAUGGAGCAGGGCAUGUGUGACAUACUGUCUCUGUAUACUGGAGAUUUUUUUCUUAAUACUUAUUUUAAUCUUGAGUCUACAAUCCACAAGUAUUAUAAAUUAUAUGUUCAUAGUUGUGCUGUAGGAAGGCUGUGCAAGAGAGAUGGGUUUGAAAUAAUCUAACUUGCUUUAUAUGCUGAUAAUAAAAUAGGUUAUCACAACAAAACUGUAAUAAACGACAGCAGAGGAUGCAUUCCUCUGUGUGACUGCAGAGUAGACAACACAAUGUAAAACGUCCCUUUAAACAUAUUUAAUCAUAUUUAUUUCAUCAAAAAACUUAGACCGCUGAACUCUGAGGGUUGCCGUUAUCCUAUUAGUUUUCAUACAUGUUAAUUCUUUUUAAGAAUGCCGUCUCUUUGCAGAUAUAUUUUUUUCUUUUUCUGAAGGAGUGAACCAAAAACAAAUAGUUUGUGAGACCUGCGCCAAUGCAAAAACAUAUUUGUGCAUUCCUUGUCAUCUAUAUGUUGCUUGACCAUUUCACAAACAGCAACUAUAACACUGGAGUUGACUUAAACUUACAAUAUAGUAGCAGUGUUUGAUAGUGGGCAAUUGCAGCUGCUGUCUCCAAGUAACUCAGUUACUAGAACUUGAUGGUUUUAUGUUAAUAUUGGCAUUUCCUCAAAUUAAACCAAAAAUAAAAAAAUGAAAUUGCCAGUGAAUUGCUGCAUCAAAAUUUAAAAUAUGCAUAGUUAAUUUAUAAAUGGCCAAGAUUUACCUUAAAAAAACAACUAAAGUAUAUGGAGUAGUUUGUUACAAAAGUCUUCAGCCAUCCUUAUUUGUGCAAAAUAGCAGACUGUAGUUGAGCUCUGUCUUUCUAUAAAAUCUUCCAUGCAGGUUGUUUCAACCUUUUUUUUAAUCAGUGUCAAUUCAAAUAUUGUUCCUAAACCAUGAAAUGAAACAUCAAUGCGUGAAUGAAUAAAAUGAUUAAAUGGCCACUGUCAAGUGAUGAACCUGUCUUUUGUUUUUUACGUAACCAUUUGUUACCAGCAACCUUUCAAAGAAAUGUCUAAUAUUCUUCCAUUACCUUAAUUACAGUUAUUCAAAA
This is a messenger RNA of Oryzias latipes (Japanese medaka), 3341 nucleotides long. RefSeq names its product PDZ and LIM domain 5a (gene pdlim5a). Gene Ontology annotation, biological process: muscle structure development; heart development; actin cytoskeleton organization. NCBI's taxonomy places the organism in Eukaryota, Metazoa, Chordata, Actinopteri, Beloniformes, Adrianichthyidae. Gene Ontology annotation, molecular function: muscle alpha-actinin binding; actin binding. The record is from RefSeq and is a predicted model, not a curated record. Gene Ontology annotation, cellular component: adherens junction; stress fiber; filamentous actin.